CCCGCGUAUUGCAUUCCGCACCCGACCAGACCCGCUAUAAAUUGAUACCGACGCCCGACCCUCACCCGAUGGAAAAUUAGACGCUGGUACCCGAACCCGUGCAGGACUCUGGCCGAGAUAACCCUCACAACGAGUCUUUUCUUGUUGUGGGAAUACUAGAGAGGUCUGAGAACCCGACGCAGUCUUCAAUUCAUAAUAGCAUCUGGAGGCGCACACAUCUUUUGGCUGUGAUAUUAUAUAUUAUAUUAUAUAGAUACCUAUAUAUUCUAUAAUAUAAUAUUAUUUAGACAUAGAUCUCGAGAACUACGCAAACAGCAACAAUCUCUUCUCCUCCAUGCUGCAGCUCACUCUGGACUGCAGGGAGUGAACGCUGAUUGGCUGUUAUUUUACGUCCCUCAGUGAUUUAACGUUGAUUGGCAUUGUGGGAGUUCAUGUCUUCAAUCCACAAGCUCCAAAAAGUCUGUUUUGCUCAGGUCAAGAAGGCACCAAAUUUAUGUUACUAUUCGACUACAUAUAUGACCCACUUUUAAUACGCCACCGGUAUAAGUAUCCACUGGUGAAAUUCUCCUCUAAGAGGCAGUCUGCUUCAACAGGCCUGCAACACGACUCCAGUCGCACACAUGUCGUCUUUGGGCUGGGAUUUCUCUUUCUCUGAGAAUAAAGUGAUAUAAAAGAUACCCAAGGCAACCCAAAAACCCUUUUAAGUAACUGGGUUUUAUUAGACUUCAUUCAGUGAAGGCCAACGUUCAUUUCAAGGCUGCGUUUGUGCGUAUGUAUAAAUUAUUCAUGUUUAUUUAGUUAGCUGUGACUAACUCAUGUUCCGACUGCAAUUAAGGCAUCCAUAUUGAACUAAUGUUUAGUAGGUUUUUGUUGAAUGUGCUGAACAUUGUCAAUUCAUUAAUGAAACAAUUAAUACGGUAUCAGUAUACAAAUUGUAAACUAACCCUAAGUUUCAUGUAAUGCAUCAUAACCUAUAACUGUGACUGUUGAGUUAUUAACUUGGUCAUUAACUCAACCAAUCGGUUAUCAUGAGUUUGCAACUAAUACAGCAGUCCUACUAUGUUACAGCAGAACCUCUGAUCCAGCAGUCCUGCUGUCUUAUAGCAGAACCUCUGAUCCAGCAGUCCUACUAUGUUACAGCAGAACCUCUGAUCCAGCAGUCCUACUAUGUUACAGCAGAACCUCUGAUCCAGCAGUCCUACUAUGUUACAGCCGAACCUCUGAUCCAGCCGUCCUACUAUGUUAUAGCAGAACCUCAGAACCAGCAGUCCUACUGUGUCUUGGUUUGGCAGCUGGGCCAGAGACUAGCUGCCAAAGGUGAAAAAGUCCUUUGUAUCCUGGCUCGUUAAGGAGAUGUUCUGCCAAAGGAAACUAAUUUGAACAUGUGGAUAAAGCUUUAAUAAGGUUUUUUAAUAAGUAUAUUUCUACAGCGCCCAGUUUCCAAGCUGUUUAUUGAGACCUUUAGACCCUUUUUUACAGUCUAAUAUGGCUGACUGAGUCUGUGGUAAACAAGUGUCCCAGAUCCCUGCCUCAAGCGCUGUGAUUGGUCCGAACAGAUGAAGCGAGUGAUGCGCCCCAUCCGAGGCAGAUUUGAGUUCUCUUCUGCCAUCAGAAUUUUGAUUUUAAUAGAAAGUCAGAUUUUCGUAACUAGCAAACACCAAAUCUAGACAUGCUAUGAACAAUGUCUGACUUUGAGAGCCUCUCACUCACAUUCUUUGUGACACAUGUUGCACAUCUUGUAUGUCAACAAAAGCAAGAGAGAUAGUGAGAUGUAAAUAUAGCGAGAGACAGAGAGGAAGAGGGAUGCAUUUAGACAGAGAGAGUUGAGAGUGAGAAAAGAAGACAGAGAGAGAGAGAGAGAGAGAGAGAGAGAGAGAGAGAGAGAGAGAGAGAGAGAGAGAGAUAGAGUAAUAGAACAAGAGACCUGCUCCAUCAUGACACAGAUGUGAAAGCUGACUCAUGUUAGAAGAGAAGGAAGAAAAGUGGAAUAUUAAAUGAUUUGAGGCAAAAAGAUGUUUCCUGAGGGCCCACAGAGAUGAAAGGAGCGAGAAGGAGAAGAAAUAAGACCAGAAAGAGGGACCCCAGAGAGUAAUAAAGGAGUAGAAAGGGGAGAGAAUGAUAGAGAGAGCUGGAGAGAGAGACAGAGAGAGAUACAGAGAGAGACAGAAAUUAAAUGAACCAGAGAAUUUACAUGCAAAUGCAAGAGGCGGAGAUAAGGACAUUGAAGGAUGCUGUGUGUGUGUGUGUAUGUGUGUGUGUGUGUGUGUGUGUGUGUGUGUGUGUGUGUGUGUGUGUGUGUGUGUGUGUGUGUGUGUGCGCGCGCGUGUGUGUGUAUUUUCAUGUGUGUAUGUUUGUGUGUGUGCGUGCAUGUAUGUUUGUGUGUGUGUGUAUGUAUGUGUGUGUUUGUGUGUGUAGGGGAAAUGAUCACAGAGGCAGAAUGUCAACAUAACAGAGCAGAACGCCAGAUCAUAGAGAGAGAGAGAGAGAGAGAGAGAGAAAGAGAGAGAGAGAGAGAGAGAGAGAGAGAGAGAGAAAGAGAGAGAGAGAGAGAGAGAGAGAGAGAGAGAGAGAGAGAGAGAGAGAGAGAGAGAGGAUAAAGCAACAGUGUGUGAAUUAGGUGUGAGAGCGGAGUGAGAGGGAGUGUGCAUUCGGAGGGAAAUAUUGUGAUAGAGAGGAGCGAGGGAGUGAGAGAGAGCAAGAGAGCGAGACAAAGAGAGACGGUGGUUCUCUGUCCUCGGCAGCGUUGCAUGAAACCAGCCGAGCAUUAGUAGGUGGAGCUAGAGAGGAGAGGAGGAGGAGCUGUGAGAGGAGAAGCUGGUGACAAAUUGUACUCCACACCCCUCUCUCUCUGUCUCCGUCUCUCUCGCAGUCCCCUCUCCUCUUUCGCCCGGUCAGCAUCUGCCUCUGGAUGUGUACAGUAAGACACGUUCCUCUGGGAUGCUGUGAGAUCCAGGGACACGGAACAGAACUCCACUGGUGGGCGAAGACUUACGGCGACAAGCCCUGAUGCACCUCAUUCAGGAACACAGCUGGCACGAUCUGGAAUACGUUUGGUCUCGGCUCGUGGAUUGGAGUAUUGACAGCUGCUAUAGAAAAAACAAAAACCUGAAGCAUCUUGGAAAACUUGUGUGUCUAAUCGCGGAAGAAGAUUUGCUGAUUAUGUUUUGGAUUGCGAUCCUUUCACAAUCCCUGCUUCCAGCAGGCGCCAGUGUCUUGGAGUAGUGGUGUCAGUAUUUCUUGGCCGCUCUCUCAUUUGUCCUCGUGCUCACUUUCCUACACUAGCUCUCUUGCGCUCUCUCUCACCUCUCACUCUCUCUAACCGGAGCAGCAACAAGUGGUGGGUUACCUCACUCCCCCUGCCUGCAGCGCUCCUCGUUGUAUCCUCUAGGCUUCCUCUUUCAAGUCCUCUUUGAUUCCUCGUUGGCUUCCUCAUUGGCUUCCCUAUUGGGCUCUUUUGGAUUCCUCGUUGACUCCUUCGUUGACUUCUUCGGCCUUUCUGAGUUCCUCCUUGGUAUCCGGUUCUUCAAGAUGACUCCCAUGCAGAAGCUGCUGCAGCUGCCCGUCAACGCGGUCAACAUGGUGAAGACGGUGCAGAACCAGGUCCAGGGCUUCCAGGAGGAGGACAAGAGCCCCGUGCUCAGCCCUGACGGAGCCCACCAGGCCUGGUACAGCGCCCUGCAGCCAGACGAACUCCGCCACCUCCGCUCCGGGGGCUCCGGUGGCGGCGGAGGUGGAGGAGGAGGACACAACUCUGAGGAACGUGCCCCGCUGGAGGAAGGUGGAGGUGGUGGUGGCGGCCAGACCCAACCCCUGCGGUAGGACACCAGAGGGAACCGGGGCUUGCAGCUCUAUACAUGAGCAUCACAUCUAUACUCAGUGUGGCCUUACCGGGCAUCAGGUGUCACCAUAGAGGAGCGGUUUAAAGUGGAUUAACAACCUUAGCGUUUCAAGACAUUGCACAAGCUGGCAAAUACAUCUUAUGCAAUUGUGGCUUGCAUUUUUGUGUUUGCCGUUUUAUAUACAAACAUAUGGUGAGAAACUGUCUCUGGGGCUGUACGUCCAUGAGGCUGAAACACACUUACCCCGUUCAGAGGCACCUCAAAAUAAUAGCUGAGGUAGGUAACUGGAAGUUUUGAAUUAAUUUAACUUUUUAAUUAACAUUUAAAGUCGCUCACAGGAAAGGCAUUGUCUGCAGUCUGUUGGUUUAGCAUCUCAAUGAUCUCAAUUAUGCAGCAAUCACAUUGCAAUUUACAAUUUUGUCCAGAUUCAUGUUCCCUCGCUGAAGGACAGUGGGAGUUGGUUAUUGGCGAUCGGCCCUAGUACUUUUCGACUGUGAGAUCCAGCCCUCUUUCCACUACACUCUCCUUCCUCACACCACAGGACCCUCACAAUCCCCUCUGAUUUGAGUGUCAAAAAAGGCCUUUCCUUGCCUCAACCUCCUCUAAGAGGGAGUGUUUCAGCAGGUUAGCCGGAGUAAGCUAUCCUUAACCUCCAGACUCCAGGGAGUGUUUCAGCGGGCUAGCCAGGGUUAGCUAACCGUAACCCCCAGACUCCAGGGAGUGUUUCAGCGGGUUAGCCAGAGUUAGCUAGCCUUAACUUCCAGGCUCCAAGGAGUGUUUCAGCUGGUUAGCCAGGGCUGGCAGACCACAGGCUGUGCUUCAGGUAACCCGAGUGUCGCGGGCGUGUGCAGACCUACCUGGUGGGUUCAAUAAUUCAGGGCUGCUUGUGAAUUCAGUCGUUGAUUAGCUGAACGACUCAAUGGAAACAAGAGUCCUGUCCUGGGUGUUGGGUGACGUUACAGCGCCCUACAUACAGCAUGCAUGGUAUGGUCCAGACGCGCCCCUUCAUACAGCAUGCACCGUACGGUCCAGAUGCGCCCCAACAUACAGCAUGCACGGUACGGUCCAGAUACACCCCUACAAACAGCAUGCAUGGUAAGGUCAGGUUCCCGCCUACAUACAGCAUGCAUGGUAUGACCCGAGUUCAAAGGGUAUAUUUAGUGUGUCAACAACACACUCAUUUAGAAUGAUGUCACUAAACAAAAUGUCAGCCAUAUUAAACAUUGUAUUCAAUUGAAUAUUAUAUAUAAGAGUGAAAAGUGAAAUCAGAGGAGUGCUCCAAAUGUCUGGGGAAUUUAGUCUUUACUCUUUAAAGACUAAAGGUGAAUGUUUGAGAAUAUGUUCAUUCUUGGCAAGUCCAUGGCAUCCAUUACGCUGUAGUAAGUCAAAGACCUGGCGACGGUGCCUUAAGAGUAUAUCAUGGAUUUAAAGGUUGUAUCAGCGAUGUUAGGUGACUUCACUUCUGUUGGUAUUCGAAGCGAGAUCCCAAACUAACGGAGGUGGCUCGCCCCUCCCUUCCGUGUUUCGUGCAUCCAGUAAAAAUUAUCAUGAACGCAGAAGCAAAACCCCACAAUGUAUUCCACAUUGGUUGGAAUACUAUUUACUUCAGUUUUGAGUGGUUGGUUGUACCAUUUUCUUUUCUGUCCGAUCUCGGAGCAUUUGCUGCCUAAAGAGACGCAUUUUUUGACGGUCUGCUUAUGGGGCGGGCAGCUAGCGGAUCGUGAGGAAAGAUCACAUGAAUUUGAUCAUUUAUGUUUCGGCCUAGAAUCGCUGAUACAACCUUUAAGGACUCUAUUAUUGAUCGGCACUUGAAGUUUAAGAGAUUGUGUCUUCUUGAUUUGUACUUUCACAUCAUGCGUUUUAUUUGAAGAAAUUGUAUUAACAUGAUAAUUCACAUCAGAACAUUCAUCUAAAAUUACUUAGGCUCAAGUUUUAAGUAAGUGUGUUGUGUUUGUGUUCUUGUUUCAACAGCAUCACCAUUUAUACAAACCCAUUUAUUUAUAUAUUAUAUUGUGACCUGGUUCUGAUCAAGUCCAAAAAUAAUCUACAACACCCAGGCUUUUAAUAGACAUUGUCCGCGGUUCUUGAUCAUAUUCUGCUUGAUGAUUCCUUUGAGAAAAUCCUGAUUUAAAAUUAAUAAGA
Messenger RNA from Gadus macrocephalus (Pacific cod), 5981 nucleotides. Its product is annotated as POU domain, class 4, transcription factor 2-like. The record is from RefSeq and is a predicted model, not a curated record. Bases 3529 to 3819 code for a protein of 96 amino acids. The transcript has a single exon. NCBI's taxonomy places the organism in Eukaryota, Metazoa, Chordata, Actinopteri, Gadiformes, Gadidae.